This is a messenger RNA of Dictyostelium purpureum, 597 nucleotides long. RefSeq lists its product as uncharacterized. The record is from RefSeq and is a predicted model, not a curated record. The transcript has a single exon. NCBI's taxonomy places the organism in Eukaryota, Evosea, Eumycetozoa, Dictyosteliales, Dictyosteliaceae. Gene Ontology annotation, biological process: sexual reproduction. Bases 1 to 597 code for a protein of 198 amino acids.
AUGAACCCAUCAACAAUGAAAUAUACUAUAGAAAUAGGUCAAUAUCCAUUUAAUAGCCCAUUAAACCAACUAGAACUAGUAAUGUCAGCUUUUGCUCAGUCCAAUACAACUGAUAAUAUUUGCUCAGCAAGGGAAUUUGGUGAAACUACAUCAGGGGAUAAUUCUAACUAUCUAAAAAUUCAAGUGGAUAAUCAUUCAUUGUAUGGUAGAUUUAUUAAAAGAGGUAUCAUAGAUUCUAGGGUUAGAUCAAUCUCAAAUAUAUUAUUAGACAAAGAUAUGAAACCAAUAAGUGAAACCAAAACAUUACAAUCAUAUAUUUGUAUUCAAAUUCAAAACUUUAAAGAAUCAGCAAUCAUCGAUCCAGAUUUUUCCAUUCUCAUUAAUUCAAAUAAAGCAUCAUCAAAAAUCAAUUCUAUCUGUCCAAACAAUUCAAAACUCAGUGGUGCCAAAAUUGCUGGUAUUGCUGUAGGUUGUACUGCUUUUGUAGCCGUUGUUGUAAUUUCAAUAUCAUAUCACAUCAUACAGAAAAAGAAAAAAGAAAAAUUCCUCAAUAAUGUAAAUCAAAAAAUGAAAGAAAUGAAUAAUGAUAAACUUUAA